UCGAAGAAAAUAAUAAAAAAUAUUAUUUUAUUCAGAUCAGUUUCAAUUUGGUAGUGUCCGCGAAAAGUUGUAUAGAUUUCAAUUUAGAAAAGCAAAUAAACAAAAUGAGGAAACACUGUGGAAAAGCCACGGUCGUUGUACUAUUUCUAUGCUAUGCCAUAUCUGUCAUCCCACAGACUUCCAGCUAUGUGUCCCAUCGCAGACCCAAUAACACAUAUGUGCCUGGUUACAAGCCAGCCAACAAUUCAUACGCUUACAACAGUAGUUUUUUAACACCGGGCUAUAGACCAGCCACUAAUGCCUUUAAUCCAAAUCCAUGGCCUCAAAACCCCGUUUAUACUCCAGUCAACAAUUACAGUCAAGGAUAUCCAGCUGUAAACUAUCAACCAGCUAAUAACAUGGCUCCGUUCAACAAUUACUACAAUCAAACCGGAUACAGGCCACAAAAUAACACCCGUUAUCACAGAUCUGUUCCGGCCUAUGGACAAGCUCAAUUCCAAGGAAAUGGUCCAAAUGGUAACAAUUAUUCCAACUACUAUCAUCCACAGCCUUCGGUGCCAAACACUCGACCCGCUAUGGGAUAUAACAAUAAUCCAUCCAAUUAUUAUCCCCCACAACAAGUUUCGAGUGGUCACAGACCUCAACAAACUAAAAAUUCUACCUAUUUCCAGCCCUCGCCGCCAACAACUAACCAUGUAGCGAAUUCCCACAUUUAUCCUCCAUUGCCAAACAAUGGAGCGGCAAGACCUCAACAACCGAAUCACUCUUGGACACCCGGCAAUGGACAAACACAAAACUUGUAUCCGAAAUUACCCAAUCGCUAUCCAAAUUCACCACAAAUUCCACCUCAACAACAACGACCUCAAGUCCCAGUCCCUACUCCACCCCAAUCCCCUGUGCCACCAAAUGCAAACAACAAUGCUGGCGCCCAACACCAAGGACCCAAAAAUUGGCAUUCUUCAGGACUUGCAGCUUUAAGCUAUUCUCAAGUUCCAAAUAAUCAACCAAAGCCAAAUGUGGGUUACUUGGGAAACCAAAGAAAAUACUAAAGAUAUUUUUUGGCUAAAAUUUGUGUAGAAAUGCGAAAUUCCAUUUGUUAAAGAAAGUUUAAAAAAUUAACUAAAAUUAAUAUGCAAUGCCGGGAUGGAAAAGCAAAAACAAAAA
This is a messenger RNA of Musca domestica (house fly), 1164 nucleotides long. RefSeq names its product sporozoite surface protein 2. The record is from RefSeq and is a predicted model, not a curated record. Bases 105 to 1049 code for a protein of 314 amino acids. NCBI's taxonomy places the organism in Eukaryota, Metazoa, Arthropoda, Insecta, Diptera, Muscidae. The transcript is spliced from 2 exons.